AAUUAAAUUAAGGUGAUCAUGGAGAUGAAGUUGUUCUUUGCCAUCGCAGCUGCACUUGUUCUAGUUGUAGCCAACUUGGGUAUGCAGGCAAGUGGGCAGAGCGCUUCAUGCCUAAACCAGCUUGCUCCAUGCCUCAAUUACCUGAAUGGGACAAAGGAAGUCCCUCAAGUUUGUUGUAACCCUCUCAAAGCGGUGAUAAGGAACAAUCCAGAGUGCUUGUGCCGGAUGAUUAGUAACCGAGGGAGUUCUCAAGCCGAGCGAGCUGGCAUCGAUGUCAAUGAUGCUCAAAUGUUGCCUGCUCGAUGUGGAGAACACGUCAAUCCUAUUGCCUGCUUAACUCGAUCUCGAGAAUCUACAAACUCAAACCGAAGCUCCUCUAAUAUUGGCAACACAUUUUCUCAGUCCUACUGGAUGACAACAUUAGCAAUUGCAGCCACCGUUUUGUCAUAUUUUCUUUAAACAACAAGCUGAAUCUCCCUCUCAUUGUCUAUACUACUCUAUACUAUAGCAGUUUUGUUUGCUUGUUAAUCAAAGCUGCUCAUUCUUUGUUUGUAUGCUCUUUGAGUUAAAUUAUGACUAUUGGUCCGUCACACCAACACAUUGUACCAUUUAUUCCACAUAAAUAGUAUAAUUCCAUCA
Molecule: messenger RNA, 639 nt
Organism: Camelina sativa (false flax)
Lineage: Eukaryota; Viridiplantae; Streptophyta; Magnoliopsida; Brassicales; Brassicaceae
Product: non-specific lipid transfer protein GPI-anchored 30
Source: RefSeq, a predicted model, not a curated record